AUGAGCUCACAGCACUUUAUACCCCCAGUGAACUUUGGCAUGAUUGAAGAAGAUCUAUAUCGGUCUGGCCAGCCAAACGAGCUCAACUUUCCCUUCCUUGAAAAGCUUGGUCUUAGGACGAUUGUAUGGCUUGCUCCAGAAGAACCCAAUCAACGCUUUCUCGACUUUAUCGAUGAUCAAGAAAUACAAUUACACCAUUUAGGCGUGGUAUCAUCAGUUAAUGCGUGGGAUCCAAUCACUGAAGAAGCUGUUUUGGAGGCGCUUGAUUUGAUAUUACAACCAAGCAAUUAUCCAAUGAUGAUCAUGUGCAAUCUUGGUCGCCAUCGAACAGGCACUAUUGUAGGAUGCCUUCGAAAGUUGCAACGAUGGAAUUUGACAUCUAUAUUUGAGGAGUAUCGACGCUAUGCAGGUCCCAAAGUACGGUUGCUCAACGAACAAUUUAUUGAAUUAUUUGAUACGGAUCUAGUGCGUGUCCCUAGUAAUAAACCUAGUUGGCUAUAA
Molecule: messenger RNA, 501 nt
Organism: Lichtheimia ornata
Lineage: Eukaryota; Fungi; Mucoromycota; Mucoromycetes; Mucorales; Lichtheimiaceae
Exons: 4
Coding region: 1-501 (166 amino acids)
Biological process (GO): protein dephosphorylation
Molecular function (GO): phosphatase activity
Source: RefSeq, a predicted model, not a curated record